This is a messenger RNA of Mustela erminea (ermine), 506 nucleotides long. Its product is annotated as mitochondrial import inner membrane translocase subunit Tim17-A-like. Gene Ontology annotation, molecular function: transmembrane protein transporter activity. Bases 55 to 402 code for a protein of 115 amino acids. The transcript has a single exon. Gene Ontology annotation, cellular component: TIM23 mitochondrial import inner membrane translocase complex; mitochondrial inner membrane. NCBI's taxonomy places the organism in Eukaryota, Metazoa, Chordata, Mammalia, Carnivora, Mustelidae. The record is from RefSeq and is a predicted model, not a curated record. Gene Ontology annotation, biological process: protein import into mitochondrial matrix.
UAUGUGAGAGCCUUGUCCUCGCGAAUUGUGGAUGACUGUGGGGGGGUCUUUACCAUGGAUACCACAGUUGGUGGUAUCUUUCAACUACUCAAAGGUUUUCACAAUUCUCCAGUGGGAGUAAACCACAGACUACAAGGGAGUUUCACAGCUAUUAAAACCGGGGCUCCGCAGUUGAGAGGUAGCUUUGCAGUUUGUGGAGGUUUAUUUUUCAUGACUGACUGCAUUAUGGUUCAAGUCGGAAGGAAAGAUUCCUGGAACUCCAUCACAAGUGUUGCCUUAACAGGAGCCAUACUGUUAGCAAGAGAUGGAUCAGUGGCCAUCGUUGGGUCAGCAGUGAUGGGUGGCAUUCUAGUUUUAAUUAUAGGACCUGGUAUCUUGUUGAUAAGAUUUAUCUCUGCAUGAUUUCCCAAUGGUCCUCAGUUUGCUGAAGACCCCUCUCAGUUGCCUUCUGCCCAGUUACCCUCCUCACCUUUUGGAGACUAUCAACAAUAUCAAUAGGACUUCUU